Molecule: messenger RNA, 2006 nt
Organism: Calliphora vicina (urban bluebottle blowfly)
Lineage: Eukaryota; Metazoa; Arthropoda; Insecta; Diptera; Calliphoridae
Product: homeobox protein invected-like
Exons: 2
Coding region: 348-2006 (552 amino acids)
Source: RefSeq, a predicted model, not a curated record
GUGUGAGAAAAGGCUUAAAUGAGCAAUAAAAACCAAAAAGUCAAACAAAUCAAUGAAUUUUAAUCACUCUAAUCAUCAUAAUCAUUGAAAUAACGGUUUAUUUUAAUUGCACGUAUUGCAUAAACGUCAACGUUGACCACAAUAAUGGCAAAAACUUGCCGACGGCUUUUUCAAAACUAAACUUUUUUCUGUCGCGUACCUAGAAAAGAAUAAAAACUUAUCGCAAAUUCCAAAAAAAAACAAAAAUUAUUAAAAAUUCAAAGCUAAUAAAAAACAACAAGAAAGAAAAAUUCCUAAUUCCAUUAAAAAGUGUUUAGUUUUUGUGCAACUUGUAUACAUGCCAUAACAUGCACCCGGACUUUAGUCUGGUGUUGCAAAAGUGUGCUUCAAAUUUAAGUUUAAAGCAUAAACAACCCAUUUUAUUUAGUGCGUACGUUAACGGUAAAAACAUGUCCGCCUCGACGGCUGAAAUGUCCAAUAAUUCGCCAGACGACACCGAAGAUCUAGUACGCAUAGUAAGCGAUGAGGAAGAUGAAGUUGAGGGAGAGGAUACUGCUCAGUUUCCCCAACACAAUACCGACCAAGAGGAGGAGGAUGACAAUAUUAGUUUGUGUAGUGAACUGUCGGUGGGUAAAGAAAAUCCUGGCGAGGAACGGCCAGCUAGCAUGGACGAUGAGGAGAUUUUGGAUAUUAGUGAUACACAUUCAAAUUCUUCCACCGAAGAAAUGCAACAUUCACCCUCAGUAUCCUCUCAAGAAACUGGCAUAAAUCCUUUUGCCUUGGCCAACACUUUAAGAUUUCCCGUGCCUUUUGGCCUGCAACCAAAUGCCGCCGUUACAGCAGCAAAUAUUUCUCCCUUCCAAGAGGAGUUCCUAAGAAAGUCGCAUCUUUAUGCUGAAGAACUAAUGAAACAUCAAAUGCAAUUAAUGGCUGCCGCCCGGGCCAGUGCCUUUUCGUUGCGUUCGAAUUCAUUGCCCCAGCUGCAUCAUUCUCAUCCAAUAAACUCCACUCCCAAUCUAGUGCAUCAUCUGAAUCCUUUAGCUAAAAUUGGCCAAUUAAGUGCAGCUGCAGCAGCUGCCCUCUCAGCGGCAGCUCAACAAAAUCAUAAACCUUUAAAUCAUGGCCAUCAUCCUCAUCAUAUGCUACAACAACAGCAGCAGCAUCAACACCUGCAUCAUCAAUAUUCCCUAAACAAUGAUACCUUGGCCAAAUUAACGGAUCUAAGCAAGCAACAUUCACCUACCACAAUCGGCUCCAACACCAAUACCACCCAUCACAUGAUGUCCACUCUCAACCAGCUGCAGACCCAAAUGCAGGCUCAUUUACCCGGUCUGCUGCAUGACAAUAAUGAUAAUCUUCACGAAAGAGCUUUAAAGUUUAGCAUAGACAAUAUACUUAAAGCCGAUUUUGGACGUUCGAAUAGUCUGGAUUCACCACCUCAACAAAGGAAAACCAGCCAACAUAAAUCCCAUUCACACCGGCAAAAACUAAAUACAUCAUCGUCCUCCUCAUCCACGGCCUCCACAACAGUGUUAAACGACUCACUGGAACACACAGCCCAAACAUUGGCGCAUAAUAUUUCACCUUCGACCCAAACAUUCUCCUCUUCUUUGGCCACCAUUUGUACGAAUAGCAAUGAUUCGAGUAGCACGGCUGUUAGCAGCAGCUAUAGUAGUGCUAAUGGGGCUGCUGAUCUGGUGAAGUCAUCACCCUCUCAAACACCCACCUUGUCACCGGGUUUCAGUGCGACCUUUGACAAUGUUAGCAGUGGGGGUAAUAAGAAUGUUUCGUCAUCUAGCAAAAACGAGGAGAGUUCAACGGGUACAUCGACAUCUGCAACGGGCACGGGGAGCGGUCCUAUAGUGUGGCCAGCUUGGGUUUAUUGUACCCGUUACAGUGAUCGUCCUAGUUCGGGUAAGUGCACAAAUUGUUUCUCAUUGAAAUCAAGGUAUGAAAUUAAACACUUUCUUAAUUUCUGGAUUGUAUUUGUACUGAUCCCUACCUAA